Molecule: messenger RNA, 3415 nt
Organism: Centropristis striata (black sea bass)
Lineage: Eukaryota; Metazoa; Chordata; Actinopteri; Perciformes; Serranidae
Exons: 8
Coding region: 1-2919 (972 amino acids)
Source: RefSeq, a predicted model, not a curated record
AUGGGGGACCCAAACAAAAUCCACAGUUUUGAUGAAAGCAGCGUCACUGGAAGCUACACAGGAGCAGCAGAACAUUUAGGUGUGCGGGGAAUCACAAGGACCAACAGCUGCCAGUCAGACAGCAGCGGCUUCUUAGAGGAACCGUUCAUCCCUUCACUCUCUCAACACGCCACACCGGGACCUGAACUCAUCAAGGCUCUGUCAGGCCUGUCAGGAGGAAGCACUGACAGCCAGACCAGUGAGAGGCCAGCCUCCCCCUCUCCUUCUGUCCCUCCAUCUCCCCUGUUCUCUCCAUCUCUGACCUCUUCUAGUGUUGACAAACCUCCGCUUCCCCCUCCAAGUCCCUCACCAGUGCCUCCAUCAGUCUUUAGCCCUUCCCCAUCUCCUGUCUUCUGUCUCCCAAAACCUAACCUGCAAAAUUCAGAGACAGGGACGCCACUAGAUCAAGAUCAGUCGCUGACAAUCCAAUCUCCACGUCUCUCUAAUCCUGACCCGGUUUUUCCCUUUUCUCUCUCCGCUACGUCUUCCCCCACGCCACCUGGAGGGUCAGAGAAGAUUAAAACAGGGGAUGAGCAUGCUCCAGACGCCCAAAUGUUCACUUUCUGCCAUGAGUCUGAAGGCACAGCACAUUCAAAUGCCUCUCGUCCUGCAUCAACCUCUUCAGAUUUGAAUUCUCUAUUUUCUACGCCGACGACUAUGUCUUCUACACAGUCAGGUAGUCCAGAGAAGACUGAGGUGUCUUUACAUGAGAACUCCCUCUCUGAUUCAUCUCUCCUUCCCUCUGACUCCUCUUUACCUCCCUCUGCACAUACUGAUGUUCAUUGUCAACCUUCUUUAGCAUCUCCUCCACUAACUGAGUCCAUCUCCGAGAGUCUAGAACACAAUAACUUUCCCGUUUUCCUUUCCCCAGACUCCGAAACACCCUCCCCUCUCUCCUUUCAGCUUGACAAUCCCUCAGCUCUAUCCUAUGUCAAUCUGGACUCCUCUGAGUUUGAAGGUUUUCCCACACUGCCUUGCCUUUCCCCCAACCCUUCGUCAUCACAGUCACAUUCAGACGGACUGACAGAUCCAUCUGUUGGAAGACUUUCCGGCCUGACGGAGCAGUCCGUCCCCCAACAGGAUGGACCAUGUUGUCAUGUUGACAACACAGACUGUUUUCCAGACUCUCCUGUCCGAGACGUUAUUAAAAUGAAUCACCUAUCUUUGGACGUUGACGAUACCCAUCAGAGGAAUGGAAAAGGAGAGACAGAGGAUGAGAGACAUGCUGACACUGUGCAGACUCCAGAGGCUGUUGUUUACAUCUCAGAUACGGAGAGUUAUGCAAGUCUGUCAGAGGGUUCUAGAUUAGUCUCGGAGGAAGUAUGUAACCAAACAGAAAUAGACCCACAGGUCCCGUCCUGGAGUUUGCAUGAUGAGCUUUCAACUGGAACACAACCGGAAGAUUGUCAAAGGGAAAUUAAUGGCUUGGAACGUGAAUCCCUCAGAAGUUCUGAUGUGCAGGAGCCACACAGUAGAACUGAAGUCGAGCCAAAGGGUCUGAUCCAGAUUGAGAGCUUAGAUCUGGUGUUUCAAACCUCAGUGGAUGGUUCAGAAGGUGACAAUGGAGAGGUGGACGCCUUUUUUCAGCAACUUGAUACUGAAGGUCGAGCUUAUUGGGCAGAACCCAUACAGGUCUCCAAUUCAACCCCUGAAGAGUCAGCCAGCUUUGAAGACUCAGACAGAUGUCCUGGAAACACUGACCAGACGUCUCAAAAUGGAUCCGCCUCUUUAGAUAAUACCUCCUCCUCGCCCCAAGCUCCAUUCCCACCCCCCUCUGCAAGGCCACAUCUCAAACCAUCCAGCCGCUCUGUUUCUGUCCAGAUGUCUUCAUCUCUAUCUUCUCAUAUUGUCCAGAGGAAGGAUGUUCCCUACACGACUGACUCAAAACGCACCCUUCUCCCUAAUGUUCUCCCUUUGGAUACUUCCACCCCUUUCCGGGCUGUCCAGUCAUGGACGGACCUGCAAAUUCAACGAAACACUCUCACCAAUAAGUUACCGCAUGAGGCUCCUUACACUGUCCCAAAGGAAGAAACCGUACCGACAAGUGCCACAGAAACGACACAAAGUUCGACACUGAACUUCUCUUCAUCUCCAUAUUUCCCCGGGAUGGCUACAAAUGGCCAUAUGUCUGUCUCUGUGGAUAAAGGGCUUUGGCCGGAUGAGGAAGAGGUAGACAGGAUUGUUGAAGAGAAGCUUUGGGAGGGCGAUCACAUAGACACCAUGGCAUGCUGCUGCUCCUGUGAUCACCUGUGUACCUGUUGUACUCACAAGCAACACAAUCUGGGGAACAUUCCUUACUCUCUGGAUGAGUUGGAGGAGAUGAUGGUGUGUCUGCAGCAGUUUCGUUCUGUGCUCAGCAACAUGGAGGAGCAGCUCUCUGAAGACCAGGCUGCAGUUUACAGUGCUCUCUCUGAACAGGACAGGAACAAGGUCCGGGAUAUAGAAGACUUGAGGCUAGCAGUGAAACAGGAGGCUGCAGAAUUGGAGAUGCAGUUGAAUGAACUGGCCCAUCACUAUGACAACAGCUUGAAAAUGAAGAUGCACAGACUGUUGGAUGAGCAGUCGACCCUCUGCUCUCAGCUCAGAGUCUUUCUACCUGGAGCGACGGGAACAUCAUCUAACCAGGCUCCCAGCAGGACGGUAGCCGUCCAGUGCUGCCUGCUGCCCUGGAGCCCUCCAGCUGAUGGUCCCAGUGCUCCCAGUGCUCCUGUCUCCUCCUGGAGCACCUGGAACCCAGACUCCCUCAGAGAGGCUCCUCCUGGGUCAGAGUGUAUCUGCGAGGGCUUGGACUGUUCUCCCUCCAAGGCAGACAAGCUGGACAUGAUGGGCUUCCUGCAGAGAGUUUUAGGGUUUCUGUCUGAGACGACAUCUGACUUAUGAAAUCCUGAAGAUUCCUGAAGUCUUUCAUCAAUGGAAGAUUAUGCUUUAUCUUUUAUGAUUUACAGUUAUUUUUUUUAUUAUAAAUGCUUCACAUUUGACUUAGAACCAUGACAAAAUGCAUAAAAUGCAAACUUCUAAGUGACUGCCUUUUUUUUUGUAAUAGAAAAAGAUGAAAGCUUUAUUUAAAGGAGUGUGCAUGAGACGCUGCCAUGAACAAGUUCUUUGUGAUGACUGUUUUCAUUAAGUUUGAAUUAUUACACAUAUGAUGCAGAGUUGAUGCAAUGUUUGAGAUGCCUUUGUUAUUAUCAUAAACAUGUCAUAGCAGGUCUUAUUAUUAAACUUUAAGAAACUGAUUAUCUUUAUUUAUUGCUAUUGCAUUAAACUGUCAUAAGUGGUUUGUAUUCACAUUGUUGUCAUAAUUAGACGUGUUUCCACUGAGUACUUUUUGGAAAGCGGCGGAGUGUUUUGGCUCCGCCCACGAGUUAGUUCCCUUCCA